AUGGCGCUCCUCCUGUCCCCCACCGUCUCCUUCCUCGCCCCCUCCCCCUCCUCCGCUCCUCGUGCCCGAGCUCUCUCCAGCUCCACCGCCACCGCCACCGCCGCCAGCAAUAAUGCCUUCCCUUACCUCGCCUCGAGACUUCAGUGCAAGACUGGCGCCUCAGUCAGCCAUGUUUCUCUUGCCAAGAAGAUGCCCGUGGUUGUCCACGCUUCUGCAGAGGCUGGUCCAACUGAUGCGGCAGAGCAACCAGAGAAGCCAAAACCAGUGGCUUCGAUCGAGGACAUGCCGUUCGAGUCCAAGCAGCGGAUGAUCCUGGAGCAGAGGGCACGGAUGAAGGUGGCCAAGAAGCUGAGGCAGCGGCGCAAGCGGCUCGUCCAAAAGAGGCGGCUGAGGAAGAAGGGCAGGUGGCCACCGUCCAAGAUGAAGAAGCUCAAGAACGUGUGA
This is a messenger RNA of Triticum turgidum subsp. durum (durum wheat), 444 nucleotides long. The record is from the annotation of a GenBank genome assembly. NCBI's taxonomy places the organism in Eukaryota, Viridiplantae, Streptophyta, Magnoliopsida, Poales, Poaceae.